Messenger RNA from Drosophila obscura, 2051 nucleotides. RefSeq names its product protein-serine O-palmitoleoyltransferase porcupine (gene por). The transcript has a single exon. The record is from RefSeq and is a predicted model, not a curated record. Lineage: Eukaryota; Metazoa; Arthropoda; Insecta; Diptera; Drosophilidae. Gene Ontology annotation, molecular function: palmitoleoyltransferase activity; Wnt-protein binding. Bases 249 to 1850 code for a protein of 533 amino acids. Gene Ontology annotation, biological process: Wnt protein secretion; canonical Wnt signaling pathway; lipid modification. Gene Ontology annotation, cellular component: endoplasmic reticulum; membrane.
UUUUCAAUGAAUCAAUCACAAACACAGUACGCAACAACAAUUAUAUGUAUUUUGUUUCUUGUCGUAGUUCUAUCGAGCUGUUGCGAACCGAACCACUGAACUGAGAUCUAGUUCACGAAAUCGAUUGCAGCCAUCAGAGUUAUCGGCAGCAUAGAUACGCGCGAGACGAAGUCACUUUAACAGCAGCAGCUCCAAGCCCCAAUGCGAUUUUAACCGUCCCGAGCUGCUUGCCGUAGCCGCAGUCAGCCAUGGACUACAACUACUACGACGAAGGAGAUGACAUCGACUACAUAGAGUUUGCGGAGGAAGCUGGCGGCGGUAUCGACUACGGCUUCCAUAGUGGUCACAGGCAGGACAACUUCUACAGCGAUGCAGAGCCGGAGGCGAAAGACUUUCUGGUGAUGGAUCGACUGGCGCAGAAUUUAGAGGCCUGCGUGCAGCCUUCGCUGCUGCAAGUAGCAAAGUACGUGACACCUAUGCUGGGCCUGUGCCUGGUCGGACGCCUGCUCUGCCUGCUCUAUGCCAUGAAGCGCCGCUUGCCGGCAGCCGGAGUGUCGUUGCGCGAUGCAAACAGUAUCGCCGUGGCUCCCUUGCACCUGAUCCACGCCACCACCGGUCUGAUCUUGCUGUACGCCACGCUCGGCCAGCGCAUGGGCGAGCGCGUUGGCCUGCUGCUGAUCCUGAGCACCCUUGGCUACCUUUUGCUGCAGCUGGUGCGUAUGUACAGCGGAAGGAAGGCCGCCACCAGCAUAGCCGUGCUCACCGUUGGCAGCCAGUUCCUGUACGAGCUGGCCAUAUGGAGACAGCGCAGCGACUGGCCCCAGCUACGGGGCGUCCAGAUGGUGGUAAACAUGAAGCUGAUCUCGCUGGGCUUCGACCUGGCCAGCGGACAGGUGCCGCGGAUGCCGGGCCCCCUGGCCUACUUUGGAUACAUCUACAGCCCGGCGACCUGUGCCCUCGGGCCCUGGAUCAGCUAUGGUCGCUACGUGGAGUGCCUUGUCGCACGAGGCAAGUGGCUGGUCACGCUGCGCCAGCUGAUGCUCAACAUGCUGCUCUGCCUGCUGGCGGUGGCCGUCUCCAACUGCCUGGCCCACGCCCUGGGUGAGAUUGCCAGCGGCUCACACUUCCUCCUUAUGUACACGGAGGCGCUGGGUGUCCGGAGCAGCCACUACUUUGUUAGCUUCAUGGCCCAAGCUCUGCUGCUCAGCUCGGGGCAGACCCUGGACGGAGACUCCAAGGAUUCCAAGGAGCUGGACGAGAGGCUACUGGGCCCGCUGGUGACGCGGCCCUGGCAGAUCGAGUGGCCCCGCUCGUUGAGCGUCCUUGUUCGCAGCUGGAAUAUCCCUAUGCACGAGUGGCUCAAGCAAUACAUCUACGGAGGCUUCAAGGACCACAAACUGGGCCACACCUUCUGGGCCGUCCUCUGCACGUAUGUGGUGUCCAGUCUGCUGCACGGCAUGGAUCUGCGCAUCUACAUGGUCCUGCUCUUCCUGGCCAUCUUCGCUGAGAGCGAGCGGCUGCUGCGCCGCCACCUGGCCAACCUUCUCGAUGCCUGUCUGGCGGCCGGUCAGUGCAAGGGUCCCGACAGCUGUCGCUUCUCCCGCUGUCCGCGACGUCGUGGCUGGACCAGCGGCUGCGGCUGGCUGGUGCGGCUCACCAAUCUGAUCUUCACCCUGUGCGCCAUAUUCCACCUGGCCUACCUGGGCAUAGUGCUGCUCAACGAGACCCUUAACUUGGACAGCAGUCACGUCGGCGGGGUAGAGUCCUUCGUGUGGCAUUGGUCGGAGGCGGGCUACCUGAGCCACUACAUCAGCUUCGGCAUGUUCCUCCUCUACUUGUUCAUCUCCUAGGCGGCGGCGGGACCAGAGUCCCCCCCUUAAGAACUGAUCUACACGUAUUUGAAUUCUGAAUUCGCCAUUCGAAUCUAACUGUACUUUUGUAUGUAUAUCUGUAUAGCGUAUUCGUGUGUAUUCGUGUAGCUACUAUAGCGCAUGUAUCUGUUUGUGUAUAUUGUGUAUGAAGUACUUAAAAUUAUAAUUGAAUCUGUGAAA